AUGGGUGAUUCGAAUAACCCGUUCAUCAACCUGGACUACCAGGUGAAUAGCAGUCAUGUGUACACCAAGCUAGCACCCGAGCAAUUGAACCCCCACCCCUACAAAACCUUGAAUCGGUUACUUGAUGAUAUCAAGUGGUGCCUACCCUUCCGAUUACGUUGUGCCACCAGAAGCAUAUUGCAUGAACGGCCAUUUGAGUACGCCCACGAGUUGGCCACGUUGGUUCGCUCCACGCGUACGGCGCCUUCUGUGUUGUUGUUGAACAACGAGCUUCCGUUUUUCAAGAGUCGAGAAGUCUCCCAGUUGAAUGACAAUCAUGAGAACCAAACCUUGACCCUGAUCCGGGGACUAAUUAUGAUCGACGGGAAGGAACCCAACCAUUUCCGCAUACAGGUAUUGGAGAACAAAAGUCCAUUCUUUGAUUCCAAUUCGAGUGUCAGCAAGUACGAGUAUCACGUUAUUGAUAAACUGCUCCUCUCCUCGGAUGACUUGAAACAAUUCGAAGCAUCAGAUUUUCCUUCUGUCUCCGCCAAUCUUGUCGACGAAGUGUACGUUUCCACUUCCAAUGAGACACCCAACCACAUGCUAAGAAUUAGUAUUUUCACUAGUGAAUUCCCCCAUUCGGCAGUGCAGUCCAUAUCUGAUUCUGCCACCAUAAAAGAGAGAUACUUGAAUGAAACCAAAAACAAUCCAAACUUGAACCCAGAAACCAUUCCCAAUGGACUUCAGUGCAUACAGAAACUACUUAAUGUUUUGAAGGGGCCACUUUUGUUGGACUCUGCCAAUGAAGUUAAGACCAUCGAUUUGUCAAACACUUCCUUGGCGUCCAUGGUCGAUAUUGAUCUACUUUUGAGUGAUUUUGGCUUUACCAAGAAUGAAUCUAUUCUUGUCCCUCCCAAGUUGAGCGACUUCCCUAGUAUCAGAGAAAGUUAUCUCAGAAAAGUGGUGGAAUUGAUCUGUCUUGGAAAGCAGAUGAAUGUGCAUCCAAAUGACUUUAACUCCAACUACUCGUUCAGCGAUAGUUUGUCGUUGAUUUUCAGCACCUUCAACGAGUUUGACAAGCAAUUGUCCCAGACUUUCAGCAUGCACGACAAGUCUAGCGAGAAUUCUUCAUGGAUAAGCUUGAGUUGCUGUAGUUUUUUCCAGGACGAGUUGAUCAUAAAAUGCUUUGAGAAUACCAUCGCCUCGGAUCCUUCCAAUCUGAUUUUCUACGUGGACCAUCUUCAUAACAUCAUAGCCAUGAGGAAUAAGGGUAACUCGAAGUUGAGGCUGUAUGUGAAUAGUAAUGCCCGUAAAGGGCGUUUACUUGGGUUCUCAGAUUAUACAAGAGCUUUGGCCGAUAUUGGAAUUGUGGGAGUUGAUGGAAGUCCCCUGGAGCUUUUGAGCAUUGACGAUGACUAUAUCAUCUCAGUUUAUGAGUCGAGUGUUAAGCAGGACUUCAGAAACUACUCCUUUUUCAAUCGAAGCUUAGAAAAGAUCGCCUUUGUCAAGAAUUCGGACGUGUUGAAAGAGUUUUUAAAUGACGAGUUAUUGCCUGUUGAUUUGGCGAUCCCUGAGCUUGGAAUUGAAGAAAUCACUGAAGAUGAUGUUGUUAUCACUGCCUAUGAGUUUAAGUCGGAGGAGAUCUCCGACUCGGGGGAGUUAUUGACUUUGAAAAAAGCCUUGCAGUCGAUAUCCAUUAACAGAAAGAGCUUUAUAUUGAUGAAUUAUAUUGAAAGCAACUUGCCUGAGUUAUUGGGCAAAUAUGGCCAGGACUUCCCCAUCAAUGAAGCUUUGGAUAUCAUGGAGUCAACUCCGAGUACUAAUGAGUUUGAGCUCAUCAAUAAAUUUCAAGCAAAGCUAAUGAGCUCCGAUAUUAGAGUUUUAAGACGAGCCCUAAAGUCUAUAAACAACUACAGGAAGUCUAAGAUCAUUGAACAGUUCUUGAGAACAGGUAAGUUGGAUCCGUCCUUACUCCCUGUAGAAAACUGGCCAGCCGGUUUGGAUAAUAUCGGUAAUACCUGUUACUUGAACUCAUUAUUGCAAUACUACUUUUCGAUAAAACCUCUUAGAGAUAUGGUUCUAGAGUUUGAAGAGCAUGAUCUCAACUUCAUGGAGGGCCUGGAAAGAAAAAUAGGGGGUCGUAAGAUCGAUGUCAACGAGACCAAGAGAGCCAGUCAGUUCAUCUACCACUUACAGGCAUUGUUCCACGAGAUGAUCAACACAAAUAAGCGAUGUGUUCAGCCCAGCAAAGGUUUAGCCUUCUUAUCGUUCCUCCCGGCAUCUCAGCCCGUGAAUUUUUCAAGUCCAUUGAAGGACAAGAACCAGCACUUGGUAGAUGGAGGACAUGAGACCAAUCCCAUCUUAAUUGAUUCGGACAACGAUGAUGUCGACGACAUGGUAAUUGAUGCCACCAAUAAUAGCAGGGACAAGACCGCUUCCCUUGAAGAAAUCCAAAAUCCUUUUUCCAGUGAUAAUGAUCCUAUGACUGUUGAAGAUGUUCUUGACGGAUUCAGCUCAUCGAGCUCUCCUGCCACUGGUGGUGAUGAAAGUGAGGUUGAAGCCAAAGUCAGAAUUUUACCUAUCAACACUGAGGAUUUAGAAAGUACCAUUGAAAUUGGUAGGCAACAGGACGUUACAGAAUGUAUUGAAAAUGUUAACUUUCAGAUUGAAACCGCAUUGGAUCCCGAGGUGAUUGAAGCUGAUGGGGAACAAUAUGACUUGAUCAAAAAGCUCUUUUAUGGAAAGACCAAGCAGACCAUUACUCCAAUAGAUGGAGAGAGCAAAAGCAGAACAUCGGUAGAAAGAUUCUCGAGUUUGAUCAUCAACAUAAGUGACCAUCCCAAGAACAUAUAUGAUGCAUUAGACAAUUACUUUAACGCAGAUAUUGUCAACCUCGAAGAAGGGUUGGUUAAGAAGUCCUUGACUAUUAUUAAAUUACCUGAUAUACUCCAGUUUCAAGUACAAAGAGUUCUUUUUGAUAGAGAAAGGUUAAUGGCUUACAAGUCCAUCGAGCCCAUCCCGUUCAGUGAAAAGCUCUACAUGGACCGGUACCUUGAGACCGAAGAUAAGGAUAUCCUCGAUAAGAGAGAAGAGGUAUUUCAGUGGAAAUCAGAGAUAUCCCAGCUUCAAAAUCAAAAACACGACAUCUUGCACGUGGAUGAGACUUCCAAGAUGAACGUUAUUGACUCUUUGAUAACGACCAAGAAGUAUCUCCAAAGCAUCAAAGACACCGAAUCCUUUGGCAUUGAUACAGACCUUAUCGAGUAUAUACAAACUCAGAUCACCUCAUUGAAUGAGAAGGUGGUCGCAAUCAAUACUUCGAUUGAACAACUUGAAUCCAAUAUCUCCAGCCAGUUCAAUGACUACCAACAGAUCGCAUACUCCAUCUUUGCAGUGUUUAUACACCGCGGAGAGGCCAGUUAUGGGCACUAUUGGAUCUAUAUCAAAGAUCCUCACCAGCAUAAUAUUUACAGAAAGUACAACGAUGAGAUUGUGACUGAGGUCCCUGAGUCCGAAGUGUUUAACUUUAUCCAGGGAAACACUGCUACGCCAUACUACAUUGCGUAUGUGAAAGAGGGUCUUGAACAUGAAUAUGUGGAGCCGCUUAAGAGAGUUGUCAAGUGUUGA
Molecule: messenger RNA, 3609 nt
Organism: Yamadazyma tenuis ATCC 10573
Lineage: Eukaryota; Fungi; Ascomycota; Pichiomycetes; Serinales; Debaryomycetaceae
Gene: UBP2
Product: ubiquitin-specific protease
Biological process (GO): protein deubiquitination; proteasome-mediated ubiquitin-dependent protein catabolic process; regulation of proteasomal protein catabolic process
Molecular function (GO): proteasome binding; cysteine-type deubiquitinase activity
Source: RefSeq, a predicted model, not a curated record